Molecule: messenger RNA, 2233 nt
Organism: Chrysemys picta bellii (western painted turtle)
Lineage: Eukaryota; Metazoa; Chordata; Testudines; Emydidae
Source: RefSeq, a predicted model, not a curated record
GGGAAUUCGCUACGGGCCCUGUCAGGUGUGGAGAUGGUGUCUCUGGGGGGAUGAAGGGCAGGGACCAUGGGGCUGGGGUGUCUCCUCAUCCCCCUCCUCGUCCUCGGGGUGGCCGGUUCCCGGCUGCAGAUAUUCACAGAUCCCUCCUCCCGGGCCCUGCUGGGCUCUGGGGCGCUGCUGAAAUGUCGGUUCGACGUCGGGGGGCCGGUCGAUCUGAGCUCCCUGCGGGUUCAGUGGUAUCUGUGGGAGGAGAGGAUCGCGCAGUACGACCAGGGCAGGGGAGAAUCCCAGCCCGGAGCGAGCGUGUCGCAGCAGGAGUUGGAGAACGGGAACGCAUCCCUGUCGCUCUCCAGUGUGUCGGUGUCGGAUGAGGGGCUGUAUAAAUGUGUCGUUGGUUACGGUACGGAGCAGCUGCAGGAAGAGACGACCCUCCGUGUGCUCGCUGCUCCCAGACUCUCCAUCCCCCGGCGAGUGGUCAGGACAGACACAGCGACCUCCUUCCCCUGCCACGUGUGGGGAUUCUACCCCGGGGACGUCACCGUCACGUGGCUGAGAGACGGGCGGGUUCUGACCGACACCACCCGCUCUGCCCCCCAGAGGAACCCGGACGGGACCUUUAACCUCACCCUGACCUACACCUUCACCCCCACCAUGAGCGACUCCGGCAGCAUCUUCUCCUGCCACGUCACCCACUCGGCUCUGGCCCAGCCCCUGCGGGAGGAGUUCCCCCUGGCUGUCACAGGUGAGGGGUGUUGGGUUCCCAGCUGGAUGUUAUGGGCUGAAGGGGGCACUCAGUUGAGUCCAACAUGGGACCCCAGCAGAGACCCAUGCUGGUACAUGGGGGAAUAUUGGGGCACGAGAGCCCCCUACUCCGUCUCCGAGGUGCUGGGGCCGGCACGGUGUCUCCUGGGACAGGAGGUGACCCUGAGCUGCUCCAUGGAGGGGACGUUCCCCGAGGACACGGCUGUGACGUGGGAGCGGAUACACGGACAGGACAGGACGGUGAUCGGGACAGACGGGGUCAGUGAGGCCGGGGAGGGGCCUGAGCACCAGCUGCUGUUACACCCCCAGCCCCAGCGCUGGAGAGCGACACAGGAGAGAUCUCCUUGUAAGGAGAGAUCAGGGACCUGCCUCGCGGCCUCCCUGAGCUUCACCCCCACGGUGCAGGACGAAGGGGCGCGGGUCAGGUGCAGCUUCCACCACGAGGCCAGCGGGAUCCGAGAGCAGCGAGAGUCCGGGGAGAUCCGGCCGUGGGCCCGGCCGCAGGUGUCCGGGAUCCAGGUGUUACCGCACUGGGAGCCCCGGGAGGAGGUGCCGUUUGCCGUCCAGAUCCAGAACUUUUACCCCAGGGGGAUUCCCUGGAUCCAGUGGAGCUGGGACGGGGCAGAGAGCGGGAGAGACGAGACACCGGAAAUCAGCCAGAACCCGGAUCUCACGUUCAGCGCUACCAGCGUCUGGAGACUCCCCAGUGACCAAAUCACCCGUCCGGGAUUUACAGUCACCGUGUCCGUUCAGCAAAGCCCCCAAGAGCCCCCGAUCGAGAGAGAGAUCAGAGCCGGGGACACAGGUCUCCUGCGGCCCCCGGAGGUGUCGGAAAUCUCCCAACCCCAGUCAGUGACGGCGGGGGAGGAAAUCACCCUGAGCUGCCGCAUGACGGGGCAUUUCCCCGGGGCGCUGAGUGUGACCUGGCUCAGGAGGGGCCGGGGGGCCGGGGCUGCUGUUCGUAUACUGAACUCUGCCGAGUACAGAAUCAACCCCGGAGCUCCCCGCACACAGGACGGGAAAAGCUUCCAGCAGGAGACGAGACUCAGCUUCACCCCCUCGGUGCAGAGAGACCAGGGGGCCGAGUACGUCUGCCGGGUGGGACAUGUCACCCUACAGACCCCCCUGGAGAUUGGCAGCGGGGAGUUGCAGGUGACAGCCCGUGCACAGGUGUCCGGGAUCCAGGUGUUACCGCACUGGGAGCCCCCGGAGGAGGUGCCGUUUGCCGUCCAGAUCCAGAACUUUUACCCCAGGGAGAUUCACCGGAUCCAGUGGCGCUGUGACGGGGCACAGAGCGGGAGAGACGAGAGCCCAGAAAUCAGUGAGAACCCGGAUCUCACGUUCAGCGCUACCAGCGUCUGGAGAAUCCCCAGCCAGAGACUGACCCGUCCGGAGCUCAACAUCGUAGUGUUCGUUCAGCAAAGCCCCGAAGGGCCUUCGAUCAAGAGAGAGAUCAGAGCUGGGGACACAG